Messenger RNA from Cadophora gregata, 1803 nucleotides. RefSeq lists its product as uncharacterized. The record is from RefSeq and is a predicted model, not a curated record. Gene Ontology annotation, biological process: DNA-templated transcription; regulation of transcription by RNA polymerase II. NCBI's taxonomy places the organism in Eukaryota, Fungi, Ascomycota, Leotiomycetes, Helotiales, Ploettnerulaceae. The coding region runs from base 1 to 1803 and encodes 600 amino acids. The transcript has a single exon. Gene Ontology annotation, cellular component: chromatin. Gene Ontology annotation, molecular function: zinc ion binding; DNA-binding transcription factor activity, RNA polymerase II-specific; RNA polymerase II cis-regulatory region sequence-specific DNA binding.
AUGCAACCACACCCACAACCCGCCGGACAAGACUGGUCACACAUGUUCCACCAGCAAACACCUCAAACCGGCUAUUUGCCAUAUAAUUCGACUAUCGCCAACCCCCAAGUCCCAACCAAAACAGAGUUCAAGACCGAAUUCAAAAGCGAACCAUCACUAAGCAACUCUAACGGCUUGUACACAGCUAUCUAUCCUGGCAUUCAUCCUAACGGUUCUAGCCAGACCCCGCCUCUCCCAGGCUGGAAUCUCCAGAACGAUCCACUUGAAGAGAUCUCGAGCCGAUUGAUUUUCUUCUGCUUCCCAAACAACCAGAUUAUCGGCCGAUCUAACGACAUUCGAAGGUACCUCUCUGCGCAGAAUAUCAAGCACUUUUUGGAUCUCUUCACUAGCUUUCAGGGUCACCUCCCAAUCAUCCAUAUGCCAACUUGUCGAAUUGUCGAUACCUUCGAUGGUCUGCUGCUAGCGAUGAUCUGUAUCGGUGCUGUUUAUUCUGACCGGGUGUCAGCCUCUCAGGCUCGUGAGAUAAUGGAGCUGUCCAAGAGUGCUAUUGAGCGAAACUCCCAGGUCUUUUCCGUUGUUUCGCGAGAGCAAACUGGUGACUCUGGCUUUGGAGGAGAGACCAUCGGUUCAAGCAAGUCAGAGCUGGAACAGAUUACUGCAAUUUUCCUGAUGCAGAUCAUGUCCUGCUGGCAUGGUACCCCGAUCCACAGAGAGAAAGCGCGAAGAGAGUUCCACCUUACUGUCGAGAUUGCGAGACGUGCUGGAUUGACAAAGCCAAUGACAAUAUCUCCUUUCAGUGUUCUUCACCAACCAAAUGUUACCGUUGAGAACUUCAGCGCAGCUAGCUUCGACUGGAGCGCUUGGGUUGAGCAGGAGAAACGUUCUAGGUUGAUGUUUGCAAUUUACCUUUUGGACUGUGCUAUGGUCAUCUUCUUCAACGCAUCACCAAAAUUCGAGAGAGACGAGAUUCGACUUCCUCUUCCAGCAGACGACGCUGCUUGGGAUGCUACGUCCUCUUCUGAAUGCGCCGAAGCACUCGGUCUCCACGGCCCUGCAGCUGCACGAACUAAGAACUCCGAGGGCAGUCGUCGUCCAAAGCAACCUGAAUUCCCUGCUGCUAUGAAGACGCUCAUGCAUGGCGACUGGCUCCAGCCUGGCACAACAAAUCUAUACUCUAAGUUUAUUCUAAUCCACGCGCUGCACAUCCAAUUGUGGAGCACUCAAAGACAGCUGGCAUUGCAGGAAGCUGGCCCUAAUUCCUUGGCGUUCCCCACCAGUGGCACGACUACACCCGUUUCUCAGGAUUGGGCAAGAAAUGAUCCUACAGGAAGCGGUCCCCACAGUGCGAACACUAGCGGCAGAGCGACUCCAGUCGAUUCUGCAGGGCAAUUGGCCUCAUCCAUUAAGUCUAUCAAUAACGCAUUCGACAAGUGGAAGAAGGCUUGGGAUGAGGAUAUGUCUACUCAAUACCCUCCAUCGUCAUCUACCUAUCGCCGAUUUGGAUUUUGCAGGGAUGCCGUGCAUUAUUACUGGCUCGCCAAGUACCUUCUCCAAAGUGGACGCACAAUGGAUUUCCAGAUGGCUCCGGAUCAACGCUUCGGCCAAGUUAUGAACUUGUUGAAGUCAGUCAAGAAUUGGGUGCAAACUGAUAGUGCAAAGCGUGGCGAGGAACUUGGUUCUGUUAACGAUAUCGACAAGGAUUACGGUGUCUCCAACCUGACGCUCGACAUGGCUCAGCUCUUUAAGCCAAUCAAUCGGCAGAUCGAUUCUCCGGUUCCUGGUGUACAAACGAAUAUGGGAUAG